GGGCCGCAGUGGCUGGUGACAGCGGCGGGGGGGGGGGGCGGGGAGCAGCCCGCGAGCCGGCGAGUGUCGGGGGCGCCGCAGGGGAAGAGCCGCCACCCCGGGGAUCGCAGCGCCCGCCUGCCCCCGCCAUGUCGGACUUCGACAGCAACCCCUUCGCCGACCCGGACCUCAACAACCCCUUCAAGGAUCCUUCUGUUACACAAGUGACAAGAAAUGUUCCUCCAGGGCUAGAUGAGUACAAUCCUUUCUCUGAUUCAAGAACACCUCCUCCAGGAAAUGUGAAAAUGCCUAAUGUACCUAGUACCCAGCCAGCAAUAAUGAAACCAACAGAAGAACCACCUGCUUACACACAGAUUGCGAAGGAGCAUGCCUUGGCCCAGGCAGAACUGCUAAAGCGUCAAGAAGAACUGGAAAGAAAAGCAGCUGAACUAGAUCGCAGAGAAAGAGAAAUGCAGAGUCUCAAUCAGCAGGGGGGUAGAAAAAAUAACUGGCCACCUCUUCCUGAAAAUUUUCCAGUAGGUCCUUGUUUCUACCAGGACUUUUCUGUAGACAUUCCUGUAGAAUUCCAGAAGACAGUAAAGAUUAUGUACUAUUUGUGGAUGUUCCAUACAGUGACACUGUUUCUUAAUAUCUUUGGAUGUUUGGCCUGGUUUUACGUUGAUGCUACUCGAGGGGUUGAUUUUGGAUUGAGUAUUCUCUGGUUCUUGCUUUUUACCCCUUGUUCUUUUGUCUGCUGGUACAGACCACUUUAUGGAGCUUUCAGGAGUGACAGUUCAUUCAGGUUCUUUGUGUUCUUCUUUGUAUAUAUCUGUCAGUUUGCUGUACAUGUACUUCAAGCUGCAGGAUUUCAAAGAUGGGGAAACUGUGGGUGGAUUUCAUCUCUUACUGGUCUUAAUAAGAGUAUUCCUGUUGGCAUUAUGAUGAUAAUCAUAGCUGCACUUUUCACAGCAUCUGCUGUUAUCUCAUUAGUUAUGUUUAAAAAGGUGCAUGGUCUCUACCGCACGACUGGUGCUAGUUUUGAGAAGGCACAGCAGGAGUUUGCAACAGGAGUGAUGUCCAACAAAACUGUACAAACUGCUGCAGCCAACGCCGCAUCAACAGCAGCAACCAGUGCAGCUCAAAAUGCAUUCAAGGGUAACCGAAUGUAGGGAAACAAAAAGUCAGCGCAGUUCUCUUCGAUCCAGUCACUUAUUUUGUUCCCUAAAAGCCUAGAUCAAAAUUCACACAGCAUGUUUGUCUUUUCUGCAGCUGUGCAUGGGUAAAAUGGGAAAUGUUUGGUUAUUCGAUUAGAAAUUUAUUUAUUUUAUGAAGAUAACCAUUCUUCGCCCUUCUUUAAGAUGUUGCGUUCUAGAAUAUAAAGCCUUCCAUAUUUUAUGGGGGAUAAAUGAUUUCAGUAAUUGGCCUGAUAAUUAAUUAUGUAAUGAUCAAAUAAAUGUAUUAAGAAUUUGGAAGGUUUUUUAGCAGUUCACUCUGGUAUUUUACUUUUUUUUAACUUCAGAAAAGCACUUUGAAUCAAUUAUUUUUCUUUGUAAGAAUUGUUUUCACUGUUUCUACUAUAAGAAGUGGGGUAGACUGAGAUGCAGAAAGUUAGGUUUGGCUACUGCUUUUGCAAUUUCAGCAGCUGCUGGAGGACAAAUACAGGUAGGGUAGAUACUAUAAGUUCUUUUCUUGGGUGUUUUUUUAGGAUAAGUCUUUUGAUAUAAACCUGUAAGUUUGCAUGAAUACUGUUAUUUGAUCUUGUUUAAAUAGUGUUUUGGUCCAGAAUUUACCUGCGCCACUUUGUAAUAAUAGCAUUUGUUUCUAUCUGUUUUCAUGGAGUAUUCUCUACUUGUGAGAAAUCACUAUGGUGCAUAAGCAUUCUCUGUAAUGGAAUGUGUAAUGCAGUGUACAGCUGAAGGAAGUUAACUGAUGGUUUCAGUCAUGGAGCUGAAUGAUUAUAUAUUUACUAUUUUUAAUUCAGUAUUCAUGUCUUGGGGUAAUAAUUUUGCUGGAAAAGAAACCAGCAUUGACUUUUAGCACCCUAGUUUCUUGCCUCCCUCCCCUCUUCGACAUGCAGUAGUAUUUUUGUUGUAUUUGGGAUUUUGGGGGGGUUGUUUUUGGUUUUGGGUGGGUUUUGUUUUUUUUUUUUAAGUGUAGAUUUGUGUUUACCAGUGAUACUGAAUCUCUAGCCUAGUCAGUCACUCAGUUUGCUGCUUGUCCAGAAAUCUGAAUAUACAGUAUUUAAUUUUCUAACAGGAAUACUAUCUAAACUAUUGUCUAAACCCAAGCUUUAUAAGCAAUGGCAUUUACCAGAUACUUGAAUUCAUUUUCACAUUAACUCAGCCAUUUCUGUGAUGUGACUUAAGCUGGGGAAAAAAGCUUUUAAACUCUUUUGGUUGGAAAAGUGAGAAACCUUAAUCUUUUAACAAUGUUAAUUUUUAACUCACUGAACUGGAGGCCUAAGAAGUUAAAUUGGUGCUGUGGGACUGAAUAAUCCAUAAUGCUACAUACUAUUGUAAUAUGCUAGAAUAUAAUCAGGCCUUAGUAAAACAUCAUGUUUCUCUCCUUUGAAGACUAUUCUUGGACUGCCUCAUGAGUCUUAUGCACAAUGCUUGGGCUGUUUUUUCAGACUGUUUUCAGAAAUGAAAACAGGAAGGACCACAUCCCACAGCCUGUGUAAGUAUACACUGUGGCUGAAAUUAAUUCAGCUCUUAAAGUGAAUCACCUUUAGUAAAACAGCAUAAAAUUCUGAGGCCCCUCCAUGUUCUGAAUGUGGACUGACUUUCUUUUUCACUACACUAUAGUCAUAAUAGAAGAGCAUUACAAAAAAUACCCCCCCUAGCUUAAUCCUUGAUUCAGUAUUGUUAGUGUUAGCAUGAAGUCCCUAUUAGUCUCCUUCUACUAUUUUUUUUAAAAUCCAACUUGAAUUUGGAUAAGUGUUGUAGUUUCACCUACGCUGAAGUUCAUACUAAUGAAUAUACUUGCUUCUAAAUGUUCUCUGCAUCAUGAAGUUAAAAGCAAUUUAAAUAUUCUCUGUAAUAGGGGAUCUAAAAUUUCUUACUAGUGGCAUUGAACUUAAAUUUGUGUGGAGUGUUAUUAAAAGCUUUCCAGAUAAAAACUACCAUUUUCUGUUGAGAUCAGGCAUCAUCCUUCUAGCAGCUGUAUAUCAAGAUUGUUCUUUUCACAAUCUUUUAGACUUGAGGGUUGUAUCUACAAAUUCUUCUGUGGAUUACUUCUAAAUCUAAAUUUAAGCAAUUCUCUUGGUUAUCUUUUAGAUAGGAAUCCCAGGGACAUCAUCCUUGCAAUUUAACUAAAGUUGAAGAUUGCAUAGUAACAUACUUUACCAGAAUGUAUUAUGGAAAAAAAUGUUAGGAAUAAAAUCUGAAUAUGGCAGGCAGAUUUUCUUCCCCAAAUGUUUAAAGGCUCUUUGAGAAAACAUAUUAAAUGUUCUUUGUAUAGGGAGCGUUGAUUUGUAAAGUCAUGGGUUCAAUGUAUGGAUUUAAACCUAAGAGAAGUUCAAGAUUCAGUUACAUGUGAAUUGUUCAAAUCAGAAAUCUCUGACACUUUGCAGCCGAAAAAGGAGGGAGAAGUUUGAGUUUAGCUUUGACAACAGAAGGCUGAUAUUUGUUAAAAUAUUUUGUACCUAACAACUACUAGAUUUUACAGUCUGUUAUCAAUUAAUUAGAGUAUGGCGCCCACUUAAGUUGUCAUUUUGUAGUAUUGUGACAAACUGAGUACAAAGUAUGAAGUUAAAACACUGGAUUGUCAGUAGUCAUUGUAAUUUAGGAGUUGGCUUUAUUUAUCUGAGGGAAAUGUUUGUAUAUUUUGUAAAUUACUAACAAUGCUCUGCCAUCCUGGUGAAUGUCAUGGUUCUGUACAAAUGCACUUCUGUCCCUCUGUUGCAUGUCCAAGUAGUUCAGAAGGUUUGUAUAUUUAUUGUAUUAACACAGUGUCAUAGAAUAAAAAAAGACUCUUUUCCUGGGUGUUUUCUCUGUAUAGUUUUGACCAACAUGGGGAUUCUUCUUCUAACAGGGUAUAUGUGCAGGGCAGAUGAUCUGUGUAAAAGUCUUACUUGGUUUUUAUAAAUCUGUAUAUAAAUGCUGUAAUUCUGCUGAAAUGGGGAAGCAAAAUGUCAACUGUCAAAAUAAUACAUUAGGGUAUUGAGAAUUAGUCUACUCAACUGUUACGAAGAAAAUUCUUGAACACUUUCAGCCCACUUCCUUGUGCUGUAAACUCACGAGUUAAAAUCUAAAGAUGUUCUAUCAUUACUGAAUGAAAUUCUACAGGUAUUAAGUGAAUCUUAAAACACUGCUGAAAGUAAAAUGAAGUUGCUGAAAAUA
This is a messenger RNA of Tyto alba (common barn owl), 4319 nucleotides long. RefSeq names its product secretory carrier membrane protein 1 (gene SCAMP1). NCBI's taxonomy places the organism in Eukaryota, Metazoa, Chordata, Aves, Strigiformes, Tytonidae. The record is from RefSeq and is a predicted model, not a curated record. Gene Ontology annotation, cellular component: recycling endosome membrane; trans-Golgi network membrane. The transcript is spliced from 9 exons. Bases 129 to 1148 code for a protein of 339 amino acids. Gene Ontology annotation, biological process: protein transport.